AUGAGCCUGCGACGACGUCGCUUCGUCGCUCCAUUCGCCUACGUCAAGUCGUCGCGACCGUCGCCCUCGCCGGCGAUCGUAGUUCGCCGAUGUGUGCCCGUCGACGUCCCGGAGACCUCCUCGCGACUCCCAACGUUCGCCGACGCGACUGAAGAAGAGCUCCGAGUGGCGAAGAAGCGACGCGCCGUCGCCAAACUCUACCAUAGUUUGCGGAAAAAUAGUCGCCGGCGACGCCGCAGGGAUUAUGGCCAGGUUCGACCUGUUUCCGAUGCGAAGGACGACGAUUUUCGGGUUUACUUUGAGAGUUUCAAACCCCUUUUUUUGUGCUUUUUUGUCUUUUCAUAAAUUUUCAACAUUUUUCUUUGAGAAUGACCCCUAUUCAUUCAGGUGGCUUUCUAAGCCGCGGAUGCAUCCAUAUUAUUUAUACAGCUUUUUAAAGUACAUUUAGUAGAAAACUCAUUGCCUAUCUUUUUGCCUAGCUCUGAACGGUAGCCAUGAAAAAUGCCCUUUUCCGCUCAUUUCCUUGGAUGUUUCACCCCUAGAAAAGUAGAUUUCAUGUUCAAUUUUGACGAAUUCGAGCUUUAAAUGUGAAAAUUUUAAUCGUUGACUUGCGUUAAACCAAGAAAACAGAAAAUUUCCAUUUUUUCGAACUUCUAUUAUUUUCAUGAAUAAGUGAGGUAUUUGGGCGUUUUUUAAGGUUUUUUCGGUAUUCGAAAAAAAUUAAAUAUGCCCAACUUUAUAUAAAAAUGAAAGGAAGGAAGUUUGUCAAAUUCGAAAAAAAAAACUUCGAUGAGAUGCGUAAAAAUUGGUUUCUCAGCUUAUCUAUCAUAGCUUUCUCAGGGAAAUUUUGAAUUUUCUAAAUAGAAAUUUUUUUGAAAAUUGUCGUUUUCCAAUGAUUGAAAAAAAUUCGAAAUAAAAAUCAAUAUCUUGAAAAAAAUUUGAAAAUGAGGAAAAAAAGGUUAAAAUAUGAAACUUUCUAGAAAAAUUCAAUAAUUUUUGGAGGAGCCUAUUUUGAUGAAUUCAUCUUCAGUUUGGAUAAGGCUUCCAAGAAUGGGUUUUUUUAAGGAAAAAAAGAGUUGUAAGAUUAAGAUUUUUUUUUUUUUUCUUGUCAAAAUCCUCAAGAGGAAUUCUCUUUAAAAUGCGUUAAAAUAGGUUGUUUGGGUGCUUUGUGCCCUUAUAAAAAAAACGAGACUUUCAAAAACUGCUUCUGGCCCAUCAAGGAGUGCUGUGGCUCAAAAACAAAAAAGGAAAAUUUCUAUGGAGCCUUUUUCCACCCUUCUUGGCUUUGCCUAUGUUUUGAGUGUAGCUUGUAGCGGGUAGUAUAAAGAAUGAAACUCGUCCGUUUUUUUUUGAUCAAUUUUUCGCUUCAGGAGAUGUUCCAACAUCCUUCUGGGAUGCCACUCGACGCCGACGUCAUGAUGGAAGGCUAUCUGUACAAAAGGUCGUCCAACGCUUUCAAAACCUGGAAUCGGCGAUGGUUUCAGAUCAAGGAUAAUAAAUUGGUUCGUACUUGGGAGAAGAAAAAAUUAAAGAGUUUUUAAGAGGACUUUUUUGAAUUUGAAUUAUGUUCUCGCGAAUUUUUCAUCCCUGAAGCUUGGCCACAAUAAUACAAGAUUUAUCCUGAGGAAGGUAGUAACUUUGAAUUUGGGAGAAAGGGGCAGCGGCCUAAAAAUGGUCUGCAUGCUUGGGAGAAGCUCAAGGGAACAUUGAAGAAUUCCUCCAGUGAUUCACUUUUCCAGCUCUACUCGCAUCGAUCCAACGAACAGGAGCCGUCGACGGUGAUGGAAGAGAAUCUGAUGCUUUGUCUGGUCCGACCGGCGCCUUCAAAUAUCGACCGGGUCGGCUGCUUCGAACUCGUCACGCCGACUAGGUACGGAGAAAAAUCGAAUAAUUAAUGUUUCAACAUUUUUAUCCGGCGUUCUAAAAUGAUUACUUUUCUGAUUUUCGUCUAAUUUCCUGACUAGGAAACGUUUUUUUAGGACUUUUUAAUGCCGGAUCAAGAAAAUAUUUCUCGCAAUAGAUUUUUUUCUUUCGAGUUUAGACGCUUCAAAAAAGCUUGAAGUAGCACUUUUUUUCAUAAUUCGCGUUUUUUUUUCAAACUUUGAAGCUUCAUAAAUCGGAAACAAGUUCUAUUGCGAGAAAAAAUAGCGUUCCCUAGUGAGCAGAAUGAAGAUAAGCGCCGAAAAAAAAAACCCAGAAGGAAUUUUAUAAUGCCGUGUUCAAAGUGAUUCCGCGAAAUUCAAAAUAGCCGUCAGAGAAAGAGAAAGAUAACUGAAUUUUGGAGGGUCAGAGACCAUUUCGCAUUUCGCGGAAAUUACUUUGAACACGGCAUAAGAUUCAAAGACUAAAAAUCUUUCAUUUUUCACUUAUUAUUCUGUUGUAUCAAAUGACAAAAAUCUUAUUUUGAACGAUUUUAUUGGAGAUGCCAUCUGCUGCAAGCUGACUCCGAAUCCCUUUGUAACGAUUGGAUGCGAGCUUUGCAAAGGACCAUCUUGGCCCUUCAUGAAAACGACAAUUUGGUGGGUUCUCUUUGCCGUAGAAGGUGUAAUGGUUCAAAAAACUGAAUUUAUGAGCUCGAGAAAAAAAUCUCAAGUCUUUCUAGCUUGAACUGUACUCUCUGUUCUCUCACCUGGUCAGAGUAUCAUGAAAUAAACACUCAAAGUGGUGAUAGUCACGGAGAGAUGGAGAGAAAUCCCUUUCAUGUCGAAUAUAAUCUUAGGAAUAUGGUCCCUACAGGGGCAACUUCAUGGGCGUCUCUCUAGGGGACCACGAAAACUCGCAAAAGUGGCCCCUAUAGGGGUGAAUUCUCGUCGUUUACUUCUAUGAGUGUUUCCAUGCGAAAAAAUUCAAUAGUUUAGCGCUUUUUGAAUGAAAAAUAUCAACAGAUGUUUAAUCGUCAAGUUUUGUUGAAUUUUCAAUUCUGAACGAAAAUAGGAAGAUCCCUAUAAGGGCCACUUUAGGGGUCAGAUAGGGACUAUCUAAAUUUUACACCUAUACGAAGCACUUUUUUUGUCUCCUAUAGGGGCUUUUUCACCAACCCCUAUAGGAACCACUCUGAUGUUGCUUAGUAUUCAAGAACUCUGGCAUAUUCAGAUAGGAAAAUCAUCAAUGAACUGUUUUCAGUCGACUCCCGGCACCACACGAAGCACGGCGGUCUCCAGCGCGACGGCGACGUCUUCUGACGCGACGACACGUCAUCACAAGUCCCUCAGCGUCUCUUCCGAAGCGAGCUCCUCGAAGACGAAUUCCCCGCCGACGGCGUCGACUUUUCGAGCAAAUCCGUAGAGUUCCCGGAAACGAAGUCUGCGCCGAUUGUCAGUCGCCGGCGCCCAAAUGGGUCAGCAUCAACCUGGGGGUCCGUUUUUUUCGACUUUUUUGAGGAAAUAAGAGAUUUUCAAGCCUUUUUUGAGGGAUAAAUUUUUGAUGAAAAGUUCAAAAUAUUGAUUUUUGAUGGAACCAUGAGCAUAAAGAAACAUUAGCAACUCCAUAAAAUGAUAGUUAUGUAAGAUUUUUGAAUGAAUUUAGGCUAUUAGGUGUAUUUUUCGAAUAUUUUUAAGCCCUUGAUAGUUUAAAUAAAUGAAAAAGUGAGUUUUUCGAGCUUUAGGUAGUGCUAUGCAUCGAAUGCUCGGGAGUUCAUCGAAGUUUGGGCGUCCAAAUGUCGAAAGUUCGGUCUCUUACCAUGGAUUCGAUCGAUAAUGAGCUGAGGGAUGUUCUGUUGGCCCUGGGGAAAUCGACAGGUUUUUUUUUAAAAUUUUUUUUUUCGAAAAAAAUCUCAAAAAUAGUCUUUUGAGGCUCGGUAUCAUUGGAUUUUAGCUCCUUUUAGGAGGAAAUUUUUUUAAUCAUUUUUUUGAAAGUUAUACUUUUUUUAUCUUAUUUUUCAAAACACCUGAGAAUUAAGUUGAAUGAUAAAUCUUCAGGUAAAUGCGAUUUAUUUGGCCUAUCUGCCGGAAAAAGAACGUCCUGCCGCCGCCAGCCGUUGAAUCGUCCAGUCGACCGGUUUGCUAAUUUUUCGGCUUUUUCUUUUGAAACGGGAAAAAAAGGGAUGAUUUUUGGGAAUUUUUUUGGUUCUGUGAAGCUCAAUGGAAAAAAACUCAUUGAAAUAAUUUUUUUAAGAACAGAAAAAUAUUGAUGAUAAAUGUAGUUUUGAAGGCGAGAAAUCAUUCGAAGAAAAUUGAAGAACAGGAAAAAAAUUAAUCGAAAAAGGUCACUUUGAAGGCUAAAAAAAUAAUUUUAAUAAUUUUAAGAUACUAAUAGUAAUGAAAAUAUCGCUGUAAUGGUGCAGAAUCGUUGGUAAAAAAAAGUUGAGAAACCGAAAAUUUAAACGAAAUUGAAAGAGCUCUAAAAAAUCGUUUCAAAAAAGAAUUUCUUUUUUGGCGUGUUCAUCGGACAAAACGAAAAUUGCUUCGAAACGCAAAAAAUUGCUCCAAAAAAAAAAAUUAGUACUGUUUUGGAGCAAUUUUGGCGCACCGAUGAACACAAUUUUUCGUUUCGAAGCAUGUUCCGUUUCUCCAAUGAACAUGCCAUUUUCUUUUUUUACGCUGUCUAUUUUGCGCUCUAUCGCGAAUUAAGAUGAGCUCAUUUUUCACGUUUUUAAUUUUUCGCCCAAUGAAGUGUUUUUUUUUAAAGAUCAUUAUCUAACCAAUACAUCAUAAAAGAAUCGAAUAUUUCUCUGUUCAACGUUCAUUCUAAAACCCAAAGCUUACAAUGAUGCUGAAUGAAUCUUAAUAAAUGCAAAAACUUUUUGGUAGGCCAUAGACAGAACUUUUUAAAAGAAAUUUUCUCAUCUAAAAGUGGUGUUGAAGGUCCGAGAAGCUUGGAUCAAGGCCAAAUACGUCGAACGACGAUUCGCGAUAACUGACGAUGAAAGGGCGCGAAAUUGUGCGGCUUCCAGGCAGGAACAUCUCUUGGUUCGGCACAAAAACAGCAUUGGUAGGGGUUUUUUCAUGUAGUUUUUUCAUUUUUCGAGUUUUAGUUCUUUCAACUGGAUAAUUUCAAUUUUGAAGUUGACUUUUUAUAAAGGAUAAAGAUCAAUUUUGUCAUAAAUCUGUAAAGAUCCAAGUUUAUUUACCCUUUUUCGAAGUUCAAAUAUUUCCUCUGGGUGAAGAUAGAAUUGCUUUUGCAAUCUGUAGAGAUUCAAAUUUUUUUUAAUUUCAUUCUCGAAGAUUGAUUAUUCCACUUGGAAAAGCUGAAAUUUCUUUCGUUCUGUGAUAAAUUAAAUCUAUUAUCGCAUUUUUUAACAGUUCUAUUUGAUAAAGCUCGAUUUUAUCUGCAAUCUGUAAAUAUUCAAGUUUGCUUUUUUUCAUUCUCGAAGAUUGAUUGCUUCACAUGGAUGAGCUCAAAUUUAUCUUAAAUCUGUUAAAAAAAUGAAGUUUAUCAUCCUAUUUUCGAGCUUCAACUCUUCGAUUUUCGAUAUAAAUCAAGUUUUGUCUGCAAUCUAAGGAGAUCUCAAACUGUUAUCCUAUUUUUGGAAAAAUUAUUUGAUUAAUUUGCAUAAGUUAAAGCUUUUUCUUAAAUUUGAGAAAAAAUUGAGUUUAUCAUCCUAUUUUUCGAGCUUCAACUCUUCAAUUUUAAAUAAAGCUCAGUUUUAUCUGCGAUCUGUAAAGGUCCAGGACCGUUUCUUUCAUUUUCCGAAAUUUUUCCUUUUUUUCUCAUUUGAAUCAAGCUCAGAUCGCUCUGAAAUUUUUUUGAAAAAAAUGGACAGUAUUUUUAUUUUUUUUUGUAGUUCAAUUUGGAUAAAGAUACAAUUUUUUUCUGCAAUCUAUGAAGAUUUAAAUCGAUUAUCCCAAUCUAAUGAGGGAAAAUUCAGAUUUUCAUUUGAUUUUCAGGUUUUGUGAAUCGUUCCGCUUCGUAUGCCGACGUCCAGGAAGCUGAAAGUGCCGAAAAUCGUCUUUUACCUGACCCCUGGAGUGGUUGGUUUUUCAUUGAAAAAGCUUAUUUUAUGAGUUUAUUUUCAGCCGAUUUAUCAGUUCCCCUGCCGACGAAACGGCUCUCUGCGUGUGGAUCCGAAACGGCGCUGGAUUCGGUUUUGAACAGUGAUUUUUCAGGUGGGAACUGAGGGAGACCCCUGAAAAAAACCUGCUCAGAGUAGAAAAAGCGCUAAAAAUUUGUAUGAGUGAGAAACUUUUACGACGAUAAUGACCUUCGAUCUAGUCAAAUUCAUGAAAACUUAACAAAUUUCGAUAAAAAAAUUCACAAAAAUGCUGCCACAACACACCAAUAUUUUUUUAUUUUAAAAAAAGCAGGUAAAAAAAGUGAUUUGGUUGCAGUUGUAUCAAACACGGCCCCCGACUGGAAAAGUAUGCGAGAGGCGGCCGAAUCUGGCGACCUUCUGGCCUUGUUGAAAGGCUACGCUCAGAGAUUCGAGCUGAAUUCAAUGCAUUCUGGCACGACGGCCUUGCAUAUCGCUACUCGCAAUGUUCGUAAUCAAUUUUUCAAGCAAAAAAAGUUUCCUGUACCUUAA
Messenger RNA from Caenorhabditis auriculariae, 6460 nucleotides. NCBI's taxonomy places the organism in Eukaryota, Metazoa, Nematoda, Chromadorea, Rhabditida, Rhabditidae. The record is from the annotation of a GenBank genome assembly.